Messenger RNA from Funneliformis mosseae, 120 nucleotides. Lineage: Eukaryota; Fungi; Glomeromycota; Glomeromycetes; Glomerales; Glomeraceae. The record is from the annotation of a GenBank genome assembly.
AUGGGUGAUAUGAUUAUGACGAAUGAAAAUAAAAAUCUUUUAAUAACCUCCACAUUUCUCCUUCGAGUGGAUGCUACACAGCUUGUCUUACGCCUAGAAAUGGUAAGAGGAGUUAGAUAA